GAAACUUCACCAACCACUUGCUAAUUAAUAAGCAAAAACCCUUAAUCUCUCUCAGCCUAUCCUUCUCUAAAAAUGGAAAAACCAACAUCAAUUGUUGUGCAAAAUUCAGUCAUCAAUCCUUACAUAUCCAAAGUUCACUACCCACAAAAAGCCACGGGCAUAUCCUUCUUUGCCUUCGUUUUCUCUAUUUUUAUGUAUAUCUCUAUCUUCUAUGUUUUCAAUCUCUCCCCUUCAAAGCUUGUCAAGAACUCCAAGUUUUGGUUCUUCAUUUCCAACACUCUCAUUAUCAUCAUUCUGGUAGAUUAUGGUGCAUUCUCUUCCUCCAGAGACAAUUCUAAGCAACACGAUCUUUACCAGGACCACAUAAUGAGAAGGCAAACAAGUGCUCCAUCCUCCUACCGACAAUACCACUCUCAAAUUAUCAAGACAUGCAUUCCUAAAGAAGAGGUCGAGGUCUUGCAGGAGAAGAGCAAAGAAAUAACAACCCCUCAAAGGACAAGGUCCAGCACCAGCUUCCAAGGGAAUAAGAUUAAGAAGCUUGAAAGUUGCCUGGAACAAGAUAAUGCUAGUGGAGAUCGUGAGAAGAAGAAGGUCCAGCCAAAAACUUUUCAACGUUGUAAGUCAGAUAUCCAUAAAAGGGUAGUGAUUGAUGAGAGUAAGAACAUUAUUAGAAGAGUAGAAGAAACUGAUAUAUAUGACUCACCACCAGACCCUGUAGACAGAGAAGAAAAUAAAAAUGAUCCGUAUGCAAAAAUGUCCAACGAAGAAUUAAACAGAAGAGUUGAAGAGUUUAUUCAAAGAUUCAACAGGCAGAUUCGGCUUCAGAGAGAUGUUUAUUAGAUAAACUCAAGUAGGUGAUGAAUUCGGGUUCCAUCGAUCCAAGAGGUUAUAGCCUAAAUCUAGCUAGCUAGCUAGAAAACUAUGCUGCCAUUUUGCCAUGCCUUUUAGAUUAUGUUUGUCUUCCACUAGCUCUAUCUUUUUCUAUAUAUGUUAUUAUCUAAGUAUAAACACUUUAGACUUUUGUAUGGAGACUUGUCUUUGUCCAUAUUAUUUUUUCCUUUUGUUGGUCCUCUCUUAUAUAUUUUAUAUAUAAUUAUGAUCUAUUUUCUGCA
Molecule: messenger RNA, 1112 nt
Organism: Hevea brasiliensis (rubber tree)
Lineage: Eukaryota; Viridiplantae; Streptophyta; Magnoliopsida; Malpighiales; Euphorbiaceae
Exons: 1
Coding region: 73-840 (255 amino acids)
Source: RefSeq, a predicted model, not a curated record